AUGCUGAGAGGGGAACUGGUGGACGAAGCCGGGGGCUCUGCUGUGGAGUGGAUAGGGUUAAUCCGGGCUGCCAGGCACUCGCAAGAACAGACUUUGGAAGCUAUUGCAGAUCUACCGGGCGGACAGGUACCUACAGCCUCCCUAACUCAGCUCUAUGAGCCUUUUGGUCUCAGGGCUGGAUAGAUUGGCUUUGCAGUCUGGUCCCUUGACAGGCUCUAUCUGUUCUCCUAGAUUUUCUACCGGGCGCUGCGAGACGUCCAGCCGGGAGAGGAGCUGACCGUGUGGUAUUCCAGCUCGUUGGCUCAGUGGUUUGACAUCCCCACCACGGCUACUCCGACGCACGACGAGAAAGGUACGUACAGCACCUUGGCCAGCGACUUGCGCAAGGAGGAAGAGCCUCCCCACAGCGCUGCUCAACUAACUACGCGUUACAGUGAGAGUUUUGCUGUAAGCCCCGCUGAGUUCAAUGGGAUUUACCCACCAGUAAGUUUGGGAUUUCAACCCCCAGAUUCUUCUAUUUGAACUUAAAGCGAGACGGAAGAUAUCAGCUGAGCCGCAGACCAUCGAGUACUUGAUACAGUUUAGGCGGAAUGAACUUGAAAGUAAGCUCUGUUAAAGUCAACACUGGCUAAUAAAUUUGUGUGCGGGUGUCAUUCAGUAGGUCGGUCUUAUACCUUCUUCUAAACUCUAAAAACCAAACUACGGGGCAAUUAAUAAACUUGUCACAAACUUGGAAGUAAAUCCCAGUGUAAACAGUGGUGGUUGUUUUUAAAAAGAUCAAGCGAGCUGUUCGUUUGUGGUGCUGGAUCUAUAUGAGACAUGUUUGCAAAUACAUGCUGCUCAGCUAGAUCCUGUGCAUGCUCACUCGGAGAGAAGCCUCAAUGAAGUUAAUGGGGCUUACUCUCAAGUAAGUAAGAUUGAGGGCUGAUGUGCAAGAAGAACCCCAGUCAUGCCAAGUACUUGGUGAAAGAAGUGGGGAAGGCUUAAAUACGGCUGAACCAGGAUUGUGGACCUGAUUGCAAUAAAAAGGCAGUAUUGGACCACAGCUUAGAGCUAAGAUAAAAGUAGCUUAAGUAGGUCAAACAAAAAUAUUUACUCCAGAUACCGUCUUCCCAAUGCGGUUGACCUUUCAUUGGAAUAGUUCUUGAGCUACGAAUUUAGACCGUGGUAGAAGGGAGUUAGGACCCUGUUCCUGCUCAGCCUUUUCUUGCAUGUGCACCGAUUCCCUCUGCACCUUACCCAGUGGGCGCCCUGCCACACCGACAUUCUUCUCCUUACAAUACGACAGUUUUGGAUUUUGCCCCCGCCAAUGCUAAAUGAGGCUCGCUGGUUCUAAAGGCCUAGGAUGGCUUUUCUUCUGCUUUUGUGCUUUGCCUUGCAUCUGCCUUGCAUCUCCCUCUCCGGCUUUUCUCCUAACCUCCGGAUCCCGUUCUUAUUCGAAGUGACGGUACAGUCCAUUUAAAGCGGGAAAGUAUGCGCGCUGACAUACGUGAGGACACCUCCAGCGCUGUUCCGAAAUCUUGGGAAUUCUUGAAGGGACUACAAAAGAAACAAAUGCCACUAGAUCUUCUCAGAGUUCUAAGUGCUAGAGGAGAACUCGGCCCGCCGGAUUUCUUUCCCCAACCCGCCCAAUCAUAGUUAUGGAGCUAUAGUUUUUACAGUGGUACCUCGGGUUACAUACGCUUCAGGUUACAUACGCUUCAGGUUACAGACUCCGCUAACCCUUCUUCAGGAUGAGAACAGAAAUCGCGCUCCGGCGGCGCAGCGGCAGCAGGAGGCCCCAUUAGCUAAAGUGGUGCUUCAGGUUAAGAACAGUUUCAGGUUAAGAACGGACCUCCGGAACGAAUUAAGUACUUAACCCGAGGUACCACUGUAUUUUGAAAUGGAUUUUUGUUCCAUCUACUUUUUUUUUUUUUUAAGAAUAGUGUUUUCAGUCAAUCCAUUCGUUCUCCUUUUCACUCUGGUAAUGAGCGGCCACAGCUUCUUGUCCAAGUUAACGCUUUGUGUACUCUUGCUAUAUAUAUCCGGUGGCGGGAAGGACUUUGGUUUAAGACUCGUUGAUUCUGAGGCAGGGAAGUGCAUGGAGCUACUAGGCCUCUCGGAUUCAGUGACUUGUGGAUCCGUAAUGCCGAUGGGCCUUUAUCUGUAGAUUAGUGAGCUUUAGGAGAUAAUAUGUUAAAACAAAGAGGAAACUUAAUCCUGUUAAAAUACAGAGGCUGUACGGAUUCAGCAGCAUUUCUUGGUGAUGGAACCUACCACGAGAUUCUGGCUGCCGUCCUGAUCACGCUUUUGUCUUUUCAGCAGCGUCCCAGGAACGCGAUGGGACGUGUUUAGAAUUGCACAGCGAAUUAAUGAAACUCGAGUGUUAGCUGUUAAGUCGUCAAAUAGCCAUUCCGAAAGGUUUCAGCUAGAACUGGUGUCCAUUGAUUCCGGUGGAGGUUAUUUCCACCACAGAGUGCAAGUUCUACACCAUUGACUUAGGUUUAAAACAGCUCGGUGCAAUCCAAGGCAGUAUAACUGGGAUCAAACCCAAGAGGUUUAGCAGAAUAAAUGGGUGAAGGAGAAGAGCUUCUUAAAAUCCAAUUUCCAGUUACAGUGGUACCUCGGGUUAAGUAUUUAAUUCGUUCCGGAGGUCCGUUCUUAACCUGAAACUGUUCUUAACCUGAAGCACCACUUUAGCUAAUGGGGCCUCCUGCUGCUGCCGUGCCACCAGAGCAUGAUUUCUGUUCUUAUCCUGAAGCAAAGUUCUUAACCUGAAGCACUAUUUCUGGGUGAGCAGAGUCUGUAACCUGAAGCGUAUGUAACCCGAGGUACCACUGUAUUUGGAUUGGCCCACAUAGUUCUAACAGACUUUAACUUGCACUCAGGCCCAACCCAUGCAUGCUUAAUCAGAAGUAAACCCCACUGUGUUUAAAAGGAUUGUGGACUUUGCAAGUUUGGGUUUGCAGAAUACUUAGAUGAAUAAUUUUGUAGAUACUGCACAUGCUUGGGAGGAAGCCCUUUGAACUCAGAGCAGCUGCUUCUGAGUUGCAGUGUAUAGGAUUGGGCUGCAUAGUGAGAGGGAAUGAAACUUGUCAUUCCAAGGACCCUUCUUCAAAAGUGCAAGUAAUAUAAAUGUAAAAGGCAGCUGCAGAGGACCGUUUAACAUAACCAUGUAUGUUACUGCUUUCUGCACCUAUGUGUGGUAUAAUCCUCCUUACUACAUGAGAAGGGUGAAAGAGAGAAGUCAAUUGUUUUAAAUCCAAGUACCUCAGGGAACGUGAAUUUAGGAGCAAGCCAAAAACACUAGAGGAAGAAAUAGGACCCCACCCUACUCCAAGACAGGAAUUACUGAAACAGAAAAAAAUAGUUUCACUGUAGGAGAACUAUCCUAAUGCAAGAAAACUCCUCAAAAAAGGUUAUCAAUGAAUAAUUGAUCUGAUUGCCCAUUUCACAUAUGUAUAAGAGGCUGGGUACUCUUAAUCACAACUUUAUAUCCCAGACAAAUGGUAAGAUCUACUGGUCUCAAUGGGAAAUUUAUAAAUCCCAUGCAAAAGAUCACAGAUGGUGCACAGAAAGGAGAACUUUUGCCUCACAGGCAUUUAGUAUCAAUAGCUAGGAUGAGGAUUAUAGUUGCAAUGAUUCGUCGCUUACUACAAAAAGUCUCAAAGAGGUCUACAAUUAUAAAAGCAUGCAUAAUGCAUUAAAAUACAUCAGAAAGAUAAAAGAAUAUUAAUUGACUAAAACUGUCCAUCCUGCAAUAACAUAAGAAGGCCAAAUCUUACCCCAACCUGCUACAAGAUGAACACCAGUACUGGCUAGGCUGUCGUUGGCCUUUGGCUUAUUAAACAAUCUAGUAUGGCCUUUUAAACCAUGGGGGUGUUAAUGUUUUUGUUUGUUGUUAUGGUAUGUAUUUGUGUGUUUUUAUAUUGUAAACCACCCUGUGACCCUUGGAUUAAGGGCAGUAUAGAAAAUUAAAUAAAUAAAUAAAACCAUAUGACCCCAGUUAAGAGCUAGGUGCCUGGCUGAACAUGCACAUAUUUGCCUGGAACCUAAAACUUGAUAAUGAUGGCACCAGAGAGUAUUCCACAAUCAGGGGGCCACCACUGGAAAGACUGUGAAGCUGCCUUAUCAGACUAUUUUUCCAUCUAGACCCCUGGGUAUAGGGCGGUAUAUAAAUUCAAUUAAUAAUAAUAAUAAUAAUAAUAAUAAUAAUAAUAAUAAUAAUUGGUCAGUAUUCUCUACCCCCAAAGAGAAAAUAAUUAAACAAACCAGCUAUGGUGGGCUGCAAACCUAAACACACAGGAGGAAGUAAGCCCAAUUGAACAUCCUAGCUUAGGACUUACUUCUGAAUAAACAGGCACAAGUUUGCACUCCAUAGGAAGCUGCCUCAUAAUGAGUCAGACCAUUGGUCCAUCUGGUUUGGACUGGCUUCACUGUCUACAUUGACUAGCAGCAACUAUUCAGGGGUUCAGACUGAGGUUUCUACCUGCCCUAUUGGCUAUGAUGUUGAUUGAAUUUUGAACCUUCUGCAUGCAAAGUGGAUGCUCUGCCAUUGAGCAAUAGCCUUUCUCUUUCCUCUGAUUUCUUGUACUGUACAGUACUGGACAUCAUUUUGAGACAUUAUGGUCCCAUGUCUUUAUGAUAUGGUCAUGUACUCUGACCAUACUGCAACGACUUUUUAAAAUACUUUUGUUAACUUAUCACCUUGCAACAUAUAUUAGCAGAUACAUUAUCUAAUAAGGUGUAAAGAGAAUCAACUGGUCACAUUUUGGCACUUUGUGUUCUGUUUUCCAUGGCUUGAAAUCAAUAGGAGGCAAAUUCACGGGCACAUAAUUUAGGGGUUCCAGUAGCACCUAAAGCUGUUUUAGAGUGAGUCCAAUGAUUGGUCUGCCUAGCACAAUAUUGUUUCCUCUCCUUGGCAAGUGUCUUCCCUAGCCCUGCUACCUGAGAUCCUUUAUCUCAGGCGUGGGAGGAGGGGCCAUCUGUGGCCCUCCAGACGUUGUUGAACUCCACUUCUCUCAACCCUAUUCUGUAGUCCAACAAAGUUUGGAGAUGCAUGGGCUCUCACUAUUCCUUCUUUAACUGGGAAAAUCCGGGAUUUAAGAUGGGAUUUGCUGUACCUGAAGGUGUUACUUUGACGCCCACUUUCCCAAAACUGUACACCUCUCGGAAGCAUGUCUUUUCAAUAUAAAAACAACGAUCAUGAAGGGGACGAAGCGUCUUUCCCAUCUCCCUUCCCCGUCUCUGUGUUUAGAGUCCAUAAUAAAUAAGAAAGUCCGUCGGAUAUUGGCCAGGUCUAAAAUUAGCAUCCCGUUACUGCUGUGGCCUGUGACCCUAACUAAAUACGCUUAAUCCCAAGUAAGUGUUAUAGAUUUCAAGUGACACAAACUUAUUAAGGAUUAGAAAACUUCUGCUAGUCAGCAUUUUCUUUCCCAACACUGCAUUUUAGCAAUUUCUAAGCUUCUGGCAAUUACUAAACCCUUCAUACGAAAUUAUAAUACAUAAGGACUAACGCAAUAGGAAGCAACUUGAACCACGACUUUUUGCGGGGAAGGAUUUAGAUAUUAAAAGCCGAUUCAGCGAGUCUCUAGUCAGAGAUUCUUUCUUCCUGGAUAAUCUAAAAUGUGUAGGGAACUGAAGUCUCCGCGAAAUCAACACGAUUUGCUUCUGGAGAGUUGCGAACUGCGCGAGACAUUCAAUAGGCGAACUUUUUUUCACCAUCAUCCCAUAUCGCCUGCGUGCGUCUGCUGAAUUCUUUUUGCAGCUGCUACAGGCACAGGAGCCCCUCUUGAAAAACAAACAAACAAACAAACAAACAAACAAACAAACAAACAAACAAAACCAGCCUUACUUAGUACUGCCGUGCCAAACCAAUUCUUAUGCUCAGCUUCUCCAGUUCCGCUAAAAUUAUUUUUAACUUUCUCGAGUAGACUUUCAUUCAAUCCUAAAACGGCAACACAAACCCUGAGACAAAAACAGUUGUCAAGCAAGUGGAACUGUAAAGAGGGUGGCACUUUUAGUUUCACAAAAGUGUUUGACUCGCUCCAUUUAGUCAUAGAUUGAGUAAACGAGGCUCUUAGCAGCAUAAUGUGAAUCGAGAAUUGGGGGGGGGGGGAGGGAGAGGAGGACAGAAGCCAGCAGUCUGGGUUUAGGGAUCGUUAGUGUUUGCAAACAAAGAUAAUUGGAGAGCGCAGCCUUUGAGGAGCUCGCCAGCCGGAGAAAGCUACUCAGUUAAGCUUGUUAACAGCGCCAUCCUAACCAUGCACGUUUAUGCUGAGAUGUAGGUCCUAUAAUCCAAUGUGUUUAGGACUGUAGACUUAAAUUCAUAAAGUUUUAUCGUGGCUUCCUAUUCAUUCUUUCCUUGCAACCGGGUUAUCUGCCUUUCCAGUGUAAGGCCAUAGGAUGCUUGCAACUGCUUACACUCAGGCUGGGAGGGAGCUAUCACUGAACAGAAAGACUUUAGUUUUCUCUGCAGUUAAUGAACAGUUCCACGCUGGUUGAUUCUUGAACUUUUAAAAGACCCUUUGGCUUGCUUAUUCCAGCAGAAUCGAGACCUAGCACCUGCUAUGCCUUCUUGGGCAUCCUUUCCUACACGCCAGUUUCGCGUUAACCAGCGACGGAAUCCUAUCGCUGGAAUCCUACCGGCCAAGCACCACCACCGCCACUAAACACAGGAACCGUAGCCCAUGGCCGUCUUUAUUAAGCAGCCAGGGACAUUCACAAUUAUUUCGCUGAGAUGGCCAACUAAUGCAUAUAUCACAAAUCUUAUUGACGUAUAAACUUACAAGGUAACCCGGUGUGGUUGGACCCCAGGUGCCAUUAGCCUCAGGAUGCCCUACGGUCAGAGAGCAUGGAAGCUUAGUUCUUUUGAACCCAUAAAAAAGGGAGGGAAGGAAGGAAGGAAGGAAGGAAGGAAGGAAGGAAGGAAGGAAGGAAAGUACAUUGGCAUCUGAUUGGCCACUGCAAGAACAGGAUGCAGGAUUAGGCGGGCUUUUGCCCUGGUCCAGCAGGACUGCUCCUAUAUUAUUGAGAGUAAUAUAUCUGUAUCUAGGUGUGGCGUUUAUUAUAUGUCUGUAUUUCAACUUUUAGAACCACAUGUAGAAGAAAGAUGAUCGAAUAUAGAUUCCACAAGCUAUACAUUAUCUUUCAUUCUUUGCCUCAGCCAGGCUCUUCACUAUCUGUCUUUCCCUCUAAGCGAUUUGCUUGUUCACUAUUUCAUAUUCCGGCCCACCCCCCACUCCCCACAAUCGAAUUCCUGUGGGGCUUUUCUUUUUGCAUUCGGAAAUGCCACCUCUUUUACGAGUCUCUAUAGCUUUGAAGCGCUGGUCGCUUAAUUUAACCCUUGCUGGUGAAUCCUCCGGUGCAAAACCUCCGUGUUCUGCUGCAAUGGCCCCACCGUCUCCACAAAGUAUCGAAAGAAGGGGACGUGCCUAUCGCAGGAGCACGAAGUCGCCCCGUCGGUUUGUUCCGCCUUAGGAAACGCCAAGCGUUUAAGGAUCGGGGGCACAAAGGGCACUGUAUUCUGAAAGGACCGAUUACGUAUGGCCCAUACAUAUAGGAUAUUGUCUCGCCUGGUAAUGGGAGGCUCAUGAUCAUUAGAUUGGCCUUUGUUUCCUUGCGUCAGCUCCCUGACAUACGGCACCUAUUCUGCAAACGUCAACAGAUGGGCCGCCGGACACAGGCGUUAAGGCAACAGCUGCGCGCUUUUCAUUCCUCGUGGAGUCCAAAGGCAGCCCAGCCAGAGCGCAUUUGUGGCCCUCUGCCUUUGCACUGCUUUUUACUCAACUCUCUACCUCCCUCCCCACUCCUCUCUCAGUACUCAACAGAGAAAGGCACUAGCAGUUUAGGAUUCAUAUCCCACAGCCAUACAUCUUUUUUUUUUUAAACUAAUCUCAAACAACUCCUAGCUCGCUCGUUUUUUACAAUCACAUUCUGAGAUUGAUUCCAGCCACACACGCAUAUACUAUGGAAAAAUAGAGGGAAGUGCCUUCGACUGAAACAGACCCGAUUGGUCUUUCUAGGUCUACACAAAUUGGCAGCGGCUCUCCAGGUUUUAGACAGGGAGUCUCUCCCAGCCCUACUUCGACAUGCCGGAGCUCAAACCUUGGGACAUUCCGCACGCAAGGCAGGUGCUCUAACCACUGAGCCAUGCGCUUCUAUCCCUCCUUCCUUAUAGCUUACAUUCAUAUAUCACCUUUCUUUCCUCAUCGAACCCAAGCAGUCUCCCUUCCAGCAAUGUGCAGACCCAUACCAGAUCAGCUUCAACAAGGUGUUGGCCUCAGGUGCCCUCGGAGCGCAUCUUUGACACUCCUUACCUGCUCUCUGUGCAAAUGGCAUAACGAGCCCUUUCUACGUUACCCUAAGUGUGGGCUCCAAAGGCGAGUAGGGGAUAGUCACAGCCGUCCACGGCUUUAAUGGUAAGCACGCUUACUGAAAAGGAAAUCCUUGUGCAUAAACACUCAUGUAAGAAGGCUGUUAAUCCGAUAAAUUACUUAUAAUGACUUUUCUAAUGCUACUCACACACUCGUAUUAAAGUCACAAGUCUAUAGUAACUUGGACGCGAAAAGAGAAAAACAAGGGACUACAGACUGACUGACAGUGCAACACGCCUAUUCAGAAUUAAGUCUUGUUGAGUUUCGAUAACUUCCUAUAACUUUGGGAUUGCCGCCUGAAGCAGGCGGAUCCACAUUUAAGUAAUCGUCGGUUUUCCACGAAGGUAAAAGAAUGAGAACUCCAAAUCACAGUCUAGUUAAGACAUGGAGUGUUUAAAUAUGAAUGAAAUGGGUUUAGUUCCGCUAACGUCUCCGCUGCUGAACUGACUUAAAUCCAAGUAAGUUGACUUUGCCAGACAAUGAAUCAGAAUGCAGUUCUCAAAUCAUUCACCCUGGAAACUUCUCGUUGUAGGUGGCAACAGAAUUAUCUGUAGUAAGUUAGCGCUGGGCUCCAAACUUAAGGUCAGUUCAAAGCCUGCAAUUUUAUGUUUGCAACCCUAAUUCUCACACUUGCCUAAGUCCAUUUGAACCCAGUAGGACUUACUUCCAAGUCCACAUGCACAGUUUUCACUGCAGGGAAAGGCUCUCGUUAUUUAUCAACCUCACUCCCUCCUAACGCGUUCCGAAAAGCCAUCCACUAUGGCUUCCUGUUCUUGAGACUAUGCCAGGGUGUUUGGUAGGUGUUAGCUCUGAUUUGAUGUUCCAACCCUGAGAGGUUCCGAUUAGUGGCCAUCUUGUAACCACAUUCCUUCCUGAGAGUUGACAUGGCCUAGUGUUGGGCUUUUGAUUCACAAAUCUUUUCAGUUAUUUAUUUAAGUGGAGUCCUCUCAGCUUCGCGGAGUUGUGAACAUAAACAAGAUAUGGGAUGCAACGGAUUAAUAUCAAUUGUUAAUAGUUACGCAGGGUUCCACUAGAAUAUCAGAGGCGCAGUGCAGGUUGUGUACCCUGCAUGCGGUCUUAUGCCGAGUCAGACGUUGAAGUAUUUUAAGUUCUUCUUUCUAGAACGUUAAAUCAAGCUCGUCUAAGCUUCCAAGUUUAAGGUGCAAAGCAUGGUACUCUGCUGAUCUCACGGGAGCAAGGAAAGAUAGAGUUGCCAAAUGUCCCCUUUUUCCAGGACAGCCCUCUUUUUCAUGAGUAGGUAAAAUGAGAGUCGUCAUAACGAUCCAUAGGUAAAAGUAGAAAUCGGCAAUAGUGUCCCUUUUUUUGCUCUUCAAAACAUGGCAACCCACAUUAUUAAACUAAACAAUAUAUCCUCUCCUAGUGUCGAAAUCCAUUCUACAGACAUUUGAUCCAUCUACCUUUAUACUUAUCUAUGUGGACUUGUCUUGGCUGUCCAGGGCUUCAGACACGAGCAUUUCCUUGGGAUCCCAUGGAAUUGAACCUAUAGGACCUUUUUGCACGUGAAGAGCGUGCUCUACCACUAAACCCUGAAUCACCCCAGAAUCUGGUUCUCUGUCUUGAAUGUCAGCGCAGUAAAGCCAACUUCGCCGCUCCCACACAUCUGAGAGCAAGUGCUUUGCACGCAGGAGGUUCCAGAUUCGACCCCCAGCAUCUCCAAGACACCUUGGAGAGCUGCUGCUGUCAGUCAAUGUAGACAGCACUGACGUAGACGGACCAACAGUCUGACCUGGCGUAAAGCAACUUCCCAAGUGCAAUAAUGAAAUGACUACCCAGGCACUACAGAUCGCUAUACCGACUUGGAUAAAUGAUAAUGGGCAUCUAUCCCAACAUGGUUGGCUGGAAUGCACUGGAGGAGACCUCGGCAAAGCCUGAGAGAGAUGCUUGCUAUGUGACUGUGGCAUGAUGUAGCCCGCUUUCAUCUCCGCAUGUUUGGGAAGAAGGGUGGGGAGUUGAUAUGUGCAUGAAUGGACUUGAUAUGCCCCAAUGCUGGUCUUUGCUAGAAGUAUAUGGAUGAACUUUGAAGAAAAAAAAGAAGAACUUGAGUGAAUUUAUGAAAGACAAUUAACUACAGUGUUUAAUUAUGGGCAGAGUAUUCUCCACAUGGGUAGUUGGCAGUGCAGAACUGGCAAGUGGGUUGCCCAGGGCAAGAUAAAGCGACGAACAAAUUCAAUAAAUUAUAAUAAUAUUAUAAUAGCUGUGAAGUAUGAAUGCCACACUACUUCACAUUAAAAAACAAACAAACCGAGAGACAUUAUAUGUAUUCCAACAAAAUCUGAAUCAAAUUCCACCUUCAAUUCAAGUUGCCUCCACGCUGACCUAGCCUUCAAAUGGGGUGGUGGUGGUGGUUAACAGGUGACUGAACUACGGCUCCCAUCAUCACAAAGCAUUGAGGGCUGACGGGAGUUGGACGUCUAGAAGGCCCGAGAUUAGCAACCUCUGCUUCAAGCAUUUCUCACUGUUGAGAAAGUUGAACAUAUAAUAUUUCAGAUCCAGGUUUCAUAUUCCCAGGCACCUGGUUCCAAAUCUGUGAGAAGAGCUUAGUCGGGGUUUCUACGUGUUUGCCUAGUUAACGUCUCCCUGCUUUGCUUUCCCUCUGCUAGGCGAAGAGCGCUACAUCUGCUGGUACUGCUGGCGGACCUUCAAGUACCCCAACAGCCUCAAGGCGCACGUCCACUUCCACUGCGUGCUGAACAACGGCCGCAGCUUCCUGGGCUCUCCGGAGCACGCCCGGCCUUCGGACCUGUUCAGCCUGUCGCUGAAGCCCGCGGCCGCGCCGGCGUCCUUAAGGACCCACUGCGCCGGCGGCUCCAGGGAGAGCAUCAAGCGGGAAUCCUCGGGCUCGCCGCCAGUGGCCAAGGCGGGCGGCGGCGGGCGCAAGGCGGCGGCCAAAGAGGAGCAGGAGAGGGCCUUGGACAUGAGUGUCAGCUCGACGGGACGGGGUCCGGGGCAGUUCCUGGGCCUGCUGGGAAGCGGCGGCGGCAGCAACGGGCUGUCCUUCUACCCCGGGGCGAGGUCCGCCUUCAAGCCCGCCGGCCUGGCCAAAGCGAACCAGGCGGACUCUUCUCCACCGGCCUCUUCUUUCCGGGAAGAGGGCAAGGCCAGCGGCUUCAGCAAGCUCUUGGGGAGCCUCAAGCCCGGCCGCUCCAGCGGCGAAGGCCCCCUGGGCGUGGGCAGCGGCCCCCACGGCCACGCGCAGCAGCAGCACCACGCGCCCCAGCCUCACCACCACCAUCACCACCACCACCAUGCCAAGUGCCACGCGGCUACCGCGCCGCCUCCCUCAGCGGCGGCGGCGGCGGCAGGCUUGGCUUAUUCAGGGGGCGCCCGAGGCUUCCCGCUGCUCUCGCACUUCGAGGAGACGUCCGCCUUCAAGCACGUCGAGAGGGGUCUCCACGCCAGCCUGUCGCCGCCCGCCUCCGCCCGCUACCCGCCACUCCCCAGCGGGCUCCACCUAGAGCGCUUCGCCGCCGCCCUGCCGCCCUUCGAGGGGCUCAAGCCCUUCUCCGCGUCGGCGGAGUGCAGCCUCCCGCCCUUCAUGCCUUUCACCGUCUACAACGGCGAGCUGCUCUACAGCGCCCCUUACUACCCGCUCAAGCUGCACUUUGGCAACCUCCUCAAGUACCCGGAGUCCGUGUCCUAUUUCAGCGGGGCCGCGGCGGCUGCGGCGGCUGCGGCGGCAGCGGGCCUGAACCCGUCGGAGCUGGGCUCCCUGGCCAGCAUCGACCGCGAGAUCGCCAUGCACACGCAGCAGCUGUCGGAGAUCGCGGCGGCCGAAAAGAGCCGCGGGCGCUUGGAGAGCUUGCAGCCCUCCGCGUCGUCGGGCCCGGCAGGCGGCAAGCCCAAGACGGGCCACUUGUGCCUGUACUGCGGCAAGCUGUACUCGCGCAAGUACGGCCUGAAGAUCCACAUGCGGACUCACACCGGCUACAAGCCGCUCAAGUGCAAGGUGUGCUUGCGCCCCUUCGGGGACCCCAGCAACCUCAACAAGCACAUCCGCCUGCACGCCGAGGGCAACACGCCCUACCGCUGCGAGUUCUGCGGCAAAGUGCUGGUCCGGCGCCGGGACCUGGAGAGGCACGUCAAGUCCCGGCACCCGGGCCAGAGCUUGCCCAAGGGCGGCGCCGGCGGCGCAGAGGACAGGAGCGGCGCCGACGCCCCCGGGUACGCGCGCCCGGAGCUGCAGGAGCCAAAGACUGACAACGAGAGCGACGUCGACGUCUGCUUCACGGACGAUCAGAGCGACCAAGACACGGGCGGCAGCAGCAGCGGAGGCGGAGGCGGAGGCGGAGGCGGAGGCUGCCGGGCCAAGGAGCAGCAAUAG
This is a messenger RNA of Podarcis lilfordi (Lilford's wall lizard), 12696 nucleotides long. The record is from the annotation of a GenBank genome assembly. Lineage: Eukaryota; Metazoa; Chordata; Lepidosauria; Squamata; Lacertidae.